Labeo rohita (rohu) is the source of this 3425-nucleotide messenger RNA. RefSeq lists its product as uncharacterized. The transcript is spliced from 11 exons. The coding region runs from base 87 to 3008 and encodes 973 amino acids. The record is from RefSeq and is a predicted model, not a curated record. NCBI's taxonomy places the organism in Eukaryota, Metazoa, Chordata, Actinopteri, Cypriniformes, Cyprinidae.
GCCAUUUUGCAGCAAUUUCAGGACAGCAGGACUAGGCCAGCGGUCUCCAGACAGAGUUUUAGGACAGAGCUAAAUUGCACAGAAUUAUGGCGGGAGCGACGAGACAUAUUACGAUUCAGAAACGUCAAAAAUGUCCUCAGUUGCAGAGAUGCACAAAAUGCUGCAACAAUUUUCAUUGUCCCUUUUGUAUGCCUAGUAUAUUUAAGCCCUGCAGGCUGGACAAAAUCAAAUUACACUUGCAAAGCCACUGUAACAAAGCAGUUGUCAAUGGAGAUUUCACUAUUCACAGAUGUGGACUGGGAUGUAGAGCAUCACUCCAUUACCACUGUAUGUACUGUCCAACAACCAUUCUUCGGAGAAGCGAUUUUAAAAACCAUUUACAAGUCUGUAAACAUAAUCCGAAUUCAGAAACAGCCACAAAAAUGCUGUCAAGCACCAGUACAGCAGAGACCGUUCCUUCAACCACAGACGUGACCGCUUUAACAAUCACAGACACACCAUCAACCAUCACAGCAACGGGAAAGUUUCGCGUGCGGCCUGUUAUUAAAAAAAGAUGCCCAUCGUGCAAUAUCCUCAUUAACAAAAACAACCUUCCAAAACAUAUGGAGCGUAAACACGCAGAUCAAUCAGUAUUGGACAUCAAUGAAACAUUCCAGCUUACAAGCCAAUGCAUAGAUGAGACAAAUGGGAUAUUUGCAGUUCUCAAAGUCAUAAAAGGCCACGGUGUCCCACUUCACGUACAAUACCAGACAUUUGGAGAAAACAACAAAGUCCUCUGCGAAUCGAACGAGUGCCAGAUUAACAUAGACGUUGCACAAAGAAGCGGCAUCACAUCCUACCAGUGCAUGCAUAUCAGUGCAGCAAGCUUUUGCAAGUCAUUGGUUGAACAAGUGUCACUGAAGGAAGACAUUUUAACCGAGAUGGUGAGAGGAAAAUGGUUCAGCGAGAAAAAGAAAAAAGAAUGCCUUGCUCUGCAACAGCUUGCAAAUAGUAGCUGCGUGCCACUUUCUGUUCACACCUCGAUUGGGAUCUCACCAGCUAAAAAGUUCAUUUCGGUUUUUGAGCCCAAUGUGACGGCUUACAGUCGUUUGGGUCGUGUCAUGGUUGUAUAUAACACAAGAUUGGACUCUUGGCACUGUCCUUGCACCAAACUGCGACGUUCGUGUCUGCACAAGUAUGUCGCCAAAUGGCAUCUGUUUCAAACGCAACCUGAGCUUUUCCAAACUGGGGGAUCGCCACAUAAGCCGCAUUCAGAAGGGGACGACGUCGCAGACAACAGUCACGUGUAUCCACCGAAAGGUCUGGGAUUGGAGUAUAUGGUGAAUUACAUUCUUCAGAACAAGAAGAUACCCGCCGUUCUUCCUGAAGAUGUGUGUUUGCCGUCGCCACGCAAGGAUUACCCACAAAACCUUUGUCCAAUUGAAACCGUGUGUCAGGAAUGUCCAGAGGAUGUGCUCCUCGGCGAUCCAAUGCUAGUUACACAGAAUGCCACAAUACUGACCAAUUGGUGCAUUGUUAAAGAUGUCACCACCUACUGUAAGCAGUGCCCGCAGUGUGGGAUGUUUUAUCGUUAUCAAGAGUGGAAAGAUGGCCUCCAUAACUUCAAUGAUCACAUCAUCCUUGACAUACCCUUAUGCUUAACCUUGAGAAACCUUUUGCAGGUCCAUACUUCAGUGAGCAGAGCAGUUGAGUUUUUACAACUUACGACAGGAGUGGAGUUUCCACCUCCGGACACAAUACUGCAUGCAUAUUUACAGUUCGAAGCGCUCACAGAUCACAAAUACAAGUAUUCAUGCCCCACCUGUGGCGAUCAUCCUCCGGUAGUGAUCAUGGGUGUACACAAACAGACUGCUUCUCCAUUAUCAGAAAAUGACAUUGAAAAACCUCCAGAGGAUUUUAAAGGCGAGGUCAGUCUGGAAGAGUUCUGGGAGUCACUGUCUAAAGAGAUGAUCAGUCAAGGAUUUGUUGCAAAUGGUGAACACAAUCCAUUUGCAGUACCACCUAGUUAUCACUUUUGGGCUCCUUGGAUCGGUAAAAACACACAGCAUUCAGACACUGUUCUAAACACAGAGUUCGAGAAAGUUCACACUUCCUCAGAGAUUUUAGAAAGGACAGUUACGGAGGAAAGACUCAGAGAAGAACUUUUCAAACAGAAGGAUGACGUGAUUAGAAGUUUAUGCGGCGAAUGCGGUGUGGCCUCCGCUGGAUCUCGCAGUGAUCUAAUUCUUCGAUUGUCCAGCGAAAUGAAAUCCAGGCAAAUAUUUGACAAAAUCUAUUCAAAAAUUUGGAGUGCCUCUGGAGGCUGGGGAGUCAUUAUGUGCCCGUGUGGAAUUGUUUACAGCCUAAAAUGCAAUCUUCGAGCCGAGAGCCCUCAAGAUUUUGCCGAUUUACUGUUAUCGUGGCAGCACAUGCCUAAUGUCAUAAUUUAUGACUUUGCACAGGCUUUUGCAACACACACCAAUCUAAGGGCAUCAGAAAAGUUACCCUUCUCUCCAUUUGAAGGAUGCCUGUUGGAACCCACUCAAGCUAACAUAGAACUGGCCAGAUGUGGACAGCUGAAUGUGUCCCUGCCCUGGCUGGAUAAAAAAAACAGAGUGGCAGAUCCUCACGGACACCCUGUGACGGGUUCAUCUAAUCAUUAUGUACUUUGUGACCGUUUUCAUGAUAGCAGCACAGAAGAUGGAGAUGUUCUGAGGAAGCUCAGCCUUGUGCCUCAGCUGGCUGAUAAAGUCAGUAGUGAGACUGCAGAGCACCUGUUUGCUCAAAUGAAGAAAAACGACUACUUUUUGAACAUGUCUUUGCCAUCAACACAUCUGUUUCUAAUGAGGAACAUCAUUCACUACUAUAAUGAAAACAAAGCCAGCAAAUUGAGCACCAGAUCAACCAAAAGUUUAGAGAUCCAACUGACUGAAGCUGUGUUGGAAAAUCCAGAUUCACCCAGAAGCACAGAUGAUGUGAUGGAGGACACAAUCCUGACAUCUUUGAUGGUUCUGAGCAGCAGUGCUUGACUGGGCCUUCAGUAUCAACCACCCAUUUGGAGUUGGAGACCAUAUUCUGAAUUCGUUAUAUAUAAUCUUUUUAAAUUCAUUUGAAAUUAAUUUAAAUGUUACUGUGUUACUUGCAGUUAGAUCUUAUUAGUUCUAAAUUGCAUUGCAUUUUUUUUUCUAAACACUGUAUAAUUUUUGUCAUUUGUAUAUAAUUUGGCAUUGCAUUUUUGAUCUGUUUUCUACUUAGAAUAAUUUUCUGUUCAAAAUCGUUAAAACUGUGACUGCCUCUUGGUGAGUUUUUGGUCUUCAUCCCUGAAGAUAUUCCUGCGGGAGUGUUAAUAUAAUUUAAAUAUGUUGUUUGAGAAUUUUAGUUGUGAUGCUUAUUUAUUUUGUAUUCAUUUAGUAUUUUAUAAAAUUAAACACAUGACUACAAAUGCC